Cantharellus anzutake is the source of this 867-nucleotide messenger RNA. RefSeq lists its product as uncharacterized. NCBI's taxonomy places the organism in Eukaryota, Fungi, Basidiomycota, Agaricomycetes, Cantharellales, Hydnaceae. The annotation marks the transcript as partial. The transcript has a single exon. The record is from RefSeq and is a predicted model, not a curated record.
AUGAAAGAGCCCGGUGAUCAGAACCAAGGGACGUUUUCAAGUAUAACAACAGCCACCUUUAUUCCACUCACCUAUGGUACCACGCUUGAUGACCUCCGAUACUCGAAGGAGCUUUGGGAGAAGAGCUCCCUGAAUCCAGAUAAUCCCAAGGACUCGAGACCUCCUGCCACACCUGACCGACAAUAUCUCUUUGAGCACAUCCAAGAGCGGCAGGACAGUGUGCUGCAAGGAAUGGAAUGGUUUACACAGAAGAUAAUUGUCGAUAACUACCUUGGGCAAUACAAGGGUGAGCUUGGAAAGAUGCCAUCCUCAUUUACAUUGGACGUACCAGAGAAGACGGUGCAGUACCCUGCUCGAGCAAUGCACCUGAAGGCAUCAGUGAACGACGAUAAUAUUGCGAUAGUGAAGAGCCUUGAACGGCAGGCUGGAACAAGCCCAGAAUGGUACCAUUCCUUCGUCCGGCUGUGUCAUGGUGACCUGGGUACGCAAGAAAGGCACGAUGCGACAACAGAGUCGUGUGCGAUUGAAUCCACACCACAGGAACGACUCCAGUUCCUUGUGACUAUACCUGGUGGCUUCCAUAUUUGUAUGGCCUGUGUAGAUGCCAUCUGGCGAGUUCACAUUCAGCCGAAGGCACUACGUGAAGUCAGGGGUGGCAUCUUUGAUCAGUUCAAGAUCCUCCGGCCGAAAGACUCAUCGAAACUUGCAAGUAACCCAACUUACCGCAUGCUGAAUGAUGGAAUCCUACACCUCACAAGUUCACACUUGCUGGUUUGUUGGGAACAAGCUACUGGUUUCUCCGACUUGAAGGAAUUCGCCGAUAGUGAUCCAUCAUGGUCGGAAAUUGUUGCUCUUUCAAAGAAGAUC